CAACAACAAGGCUAGAAUGGUGACAUUAACAUUUUACUAAAAGGCUUAGAGAACCAACUAAGAUAACUACCAACUACACAAUGAAUGCCACAGAACACCAUGGGUUGAUCUCUGUGAGCUAUAGCAGGAACUCCAGCACUGCUGGGAGUCUGGUAUCCUUCAACAAAGACUCAGAGAGCAUUGGUCUCAAUGACUCUUCGACAGGAUGUUACGACCAGCUCCUCAUCUCCACCGAGGUCUUCCUCACGCUGGGGAUUGUCAGUUUAUUAGAGAACAUCCUGGUGAUUGUCGCUAUCAUCAAGAACAAGAACCUCCACUCUCCCAUGUACUUCUUCAUCUGUUCUCUGGCUGUGGCUGACAUGCUGGUCAGCGUCUCCAAUGCCUCCGAGACGAUCGUCAUAGCCCUGAUCAACAGCGGCAACCUGAGCAUCUCUGGGUCGCUGAUAAAAAGCAUGGACAACGUGUUUGACUCCAUGAUCUGUAGCUCACUGCUGGCGUCGAUCUGUAGUCUCUUGGCAAUCGCCAUAGACCGCUACAUCACCAUAUUCUACGCACUGCACUACCAUAACAUUGUGACGGUUAAAAGAGCGCUGGCGGUGAUCUCCCUCAUAUGGUUGUGUUGCGUGGCGUCGGGCGUCCUCUUCAUCAUCUACUCUGAGAGCACCACUGUCCUCAUCUGCCUUAUCACCAUGUUCUUCACCAUGCUGGCACUUAUGGCCUCGCUCUACAUCCACAUGUUCCUCCUAGCCCGGCUACACAUGAAGAGGAUUGCCAUGCUGCCUGGGAACGCGCCCAUCCGCCAGCAUGCCAACAUGAAGGGCGCCAUCACCCUCACCAUUCUCCUAGGUGUGUUCAUAGUGUGCUGGGCUCCCUUCUUCCUCCACCUCAUCCUCAUUAUCGCCUGCCCCAGGAAUCCCUACUGUGCCUGCUUCAUGUCGCACUUCAACAUGUACCUCAUCCUCAUCAUGUGUAACUCGGUCAUCGACCCUCUCAUCUACGCACUCCGUAGCCAGGAGAUGAGGAAGACCUUCAAGGAGAUCUUCUGCUGGUAUAGCUUGCCAAACCUGUGUGUGUGUGAGCUCCCCGGGAAAUAGUGCCCCUUUGAACAGCUGACAACUGCUUAGGUGGCAUCUGCCUUUGUCUCCUC
Messenger RNA from Oncorhynchus masou masou (cherry salmon), 1147 nucleotides. Its product is annotated as melanocortin receptor 4-like. Gene Ontology annotation, biological process: regulation of metabolic process; adenylate cyclase-activating G protein-coupled receptor signaling pathway. Lineage: Eukaryota; Metazoa; Chordata; Actinopteri; Salmoniformes; Salmonidae. The coding region runs from base 81 to 1094 and encodes 337 amino acids. The record is from RefSeq and is a predicted model, not a curated record. The transcript has a single exon. Gene Ontology annotation, molecular function: melanocyte-stimulating hormone receptor activity. Gene Ontology annotation, cellular component: cytoplasm; plasma membrane.